AUAGUCCCUUUAUUAUAUUCUUUCCAAAUCUCCUUCCUUCUCUAUCUAUCUAUCUAUCUAGUUGGAAGAAUCAAACAGUUCAAGAGGCAUUACCAGCGAAGGUUUAGAAUGAAGGAUUUGGCCACCCCAAUUAUAGCUGCAUCCCUCUUUGCAUUUCUGUCGCCCGGACUAAUAUUCCAGCUUCCAGGAAAGCACCACAUGGUCGAAUUUUUUAACAUGAAGACAAGCAUACCUUCCCUUUUCCUGCACACUGUUAUCUAUGGUUUGCUUCUCAUUCUCUUCUUUGUGAUCCUCAAUGUACAUCUCUAUGAAUAGGCCAGGAAGAUUCCACCUAAAAUAUGCCUAAUCUGUGGAUUCAAGUUACUAGUAUAAUUUAUUUGUUGUGAUGCACUUGAAAAACUGGGUGCAGCUUAAAUAAGGCAUCUUCAUCUAUUGUGUUGUGUUGUGUUAUUAUAUUAAAGACCAUAAUUUCACUUCAAAAAUGUAAGAAACUUUUAGAUCAUCUAGGAAUCACUUUAU
Molecule: messenger RNA, 519 nt
Organism: Olea europaea var. sylvestris
Lineage: Eukaryota; Viridiplantae; Streptophyta; Magnoliopsida; Lamiales; Oleaceae
Exons: 1
Coding region: 109-315 (68 amino acids)
Source: RefSeq, a predicted model, not a curated record